Messenger RNA from Scheffersomyces amazonensis, 889 nucleotides. It is a transcript of the gene ATP7, whose product is annotated as F1F0 ATP synthase subunit d. The record is from RefSeq and is a predicted model, not a curated record. Gene Ontology annotation, biological process: proton motive force-driven ATP synthesis. The coding region runs from base 230 to 757 and encodes 175 amino acids. The transcript has a single exon. NCBI's taxonomy places the organism in Eukaryota, Fungi, Ascomycota, Pichiomycetes, Serinales, Debaryomycetaceae. Gene Ontology annotation, molecular function: proton-transporting ATP synthase activity, rotational mechanism.
GUCGUGUACUUAUCCCCUUUUUAUUACUAGACCCUCAUAAAACUCUCAAUUGAAAAUUUUAAUUGGACAGACAAACAAAUCCGAAAACUAAAGAACCAUUUUUUUUGUUAAGUGUGCCCCAACCAAAACCUUUCAACAAAAAUUUUGAGUACAGAGGGAAUUGAAUAUCAAAAUUGAAUAUUGAAUUGAUUGGUCGUCUUGUAUUCAAUUUACAUCUAGCAUAUCAAUAAUGUCAUCUGUAGCUAAGACUGUUGCCACCAAGUUAGAUUGGACUAAGGUUAUUACCUCCUUAGGUUUAACCGGAUCAACUGCUGCCUCAUUAACUGCAUUCAAAAAGAGAAAUGAUGAAGCUAAAAAGGAAUACUUAACAUUAUCUUCUCAAUCUACUAAAGUUGAUUUUGCUCAUUAUAAAUCAGUAUUAAAGAAUUCUAAGGUUGUUGAUGAAAUUGAAAAGUCUGUCAGUUCUUUUAAACCAGUUACUUAUGAUGUUUCUAAAAACUUAAAGAGUAUUGAACUCUUUGAACAAAAGGCUAUUGAAAAUGCCAAAUUAACUGAAAAAUCUGUUCUUGAAGAAAUUUCUCAAUUACAAGCUACCCUUAAAGACAUUGAAAGUGCCAGACCAUUUGAUCAAUUAACUGUUGAAGAUGUUGCUAAGGCUAGACCAGAUUUAGAUGAAAAGGUUACAUAUAUGGUUAAGAAUGGUAAAUGGGAUGUUCCAGGUUAUAAGGAAAAAUUCGGUGAUUUAACUGUCAUGUAAGAAUGCAUCAAUUCCUUGCUCCAUUUAAUUCAUUAUAUCAAAAUAAAUUAUAUUACUUCGUCACGAUCUCAUAUUUUUAUACAGUACAUUAUAUCAUAAUAAAAUAUUAAAAAUAUUUAGAAUAUUUAUUUA